UUGCGAUGGAGACUAUGUCCCUGGAGCACCAGAUCCAGAGUGUUCAGCGGCACAUUGCCUUCUUGAAGAAGGAGCAGAUGGAGCUGCUGCGAGAUCUGCACCUGGAGAUUCUGCGCCUGCAGAAGCACUGCUCAGAACUAACUCGUGACCUGGAAACCAAAGAGUCACAGUCAGACCAGCAAGAGGAGGCGUCGCGGCAGCUGGAGGCCAAGUGCCGGGCGCUGGAGGAGCAGCUGGCGGCGCGGGAGCGAGGCAACGGCGAGCUCCGGCGGGAGCUGCGGCAGCGGGACGCGCUGGUGUGGGCGCUGCGCUCCAGCCUGCGCAGCAAGGAGCGCCGCUUCCUGGAGGAGCUGCGCCGCCGCAGCCACCGGGCCACCGUGCUGGGCACCGAGCUGCAGAAGCAGAGCGAGGCGGCCGCCUACCUGGCCUUCCAGCUGCACGCGGCCCGGCAGAAGCUGCACGGGCCGCCCCGCGCCGUCCCCGGCCCCGGCCCGGCCGCCGUCGGGGGCGCCGCAGCUUCCGGGGGGGCGGCCCCCGCGGGAGGAAGCCGGGACCGCGCUCCGCAGCCCGACGGCGGCCGGGCCAGGAAACGCGGCCCCCGCGCCCGCCGGCCGCCCCCGCCCUUGUCGCUGCUCCCCGAACCGUGCGUCCUGGGCGGCGCCAGGGACUGGGCUGCCUGGGAGCUGGGCUGCAGGCUGGACGAGGCCGAGCCCGAACCCAUGCCCGACCCCGCCCUCUUCCUCAACGCCCGCAGACCUCCGCGACCCAAGACCCGGGACAGCGCCCCCCCAACCUGCGCCAGUCCCCGCAAGCCCCCGCCCCGGGAGCCCCCCGAUGCCACCGCCCCCACCCAGCCCCGCUCCUGCAAGAGUCCGCCCGGGCGGCGGCCGGCCGCCCCCAGCCCCGAUAGCACUGUCGACCUAGAGUAGGGAGGAGGCUGGGGGCAGGGGUACAGCGAGAUGGGACGGGACCCCUUCCACCCCGGGGCGGACCGGGUGGGACGUCACCCCCUAGGCCGAAAGCUAGAGCCCUGGCACAGGACUGACCCGGGAGGGGAGACACACCGGAAGCGCCUCGGGCGCCCUGCUUGGGCCCGGAGAAGUCAGAGAGGGUCUGAGCCAAGUAGAGGCUGGAAAUGGGGGGGCCUGUAACUGAGUAGGGACGGGGGGAGCUGAUGGAGGGACCUGCUUUCCUCCACCCCACUCAUCCUUUAUAUUAACAGUCUUCUCUGAAACUUGGCCAUUUAACUCCCUCCGCUCACAACGAUGCCCCUUUGCCCUUUGGGAAGGAAACAACCAGGUCCCUCCUUAAAAGGAGGGGAGGGGGACGAUGGGGAGAAUAAUUGCACAUUUUUGUAAAAAGGAAAUUAUUUAUCUAUAUUAUCUCAUCUAUCCCCCUUCCCAGUGAGAGGGUCGGAGGGAGAAGGUCGCAGGGAGUAAAUUGACAAUCUCGGCAGGGAGGAGAAAGACGGGGGAAGUUGCGGACAAAUGGUCUUCUGGGCCUUUAGAGCCAGGGAAAAGGCUGCUGUCCAGAGAAAGGAGGACAAAUCUUGCCGUCUCUAUUGUCCCUAAGACCUUGGAGCUGCCCUCUCCUAUCCCUUCUCCGCCCUGCAUGGCUCCCGCACCCCUUUUGCAGGGCAGACCUCUCCAUAGCCAGUCCAGCUAUUUUGCAGAAGGGGCGGGGCCGAGGCUUCCCCUGAGAACGUGAGUAUAUCCCCUUUUGCAUCAGCUUUGCAAGCAAGCACGGAACACUUUACCCCCACCCCCACCCCCUUUUGGCACCCCCCCACCCCACCCCAAGCCUAACAUCCCUCAGGGGACCCAAGGAGAAGAAUCCACCUAGUUGGCGUCUUUGCUACUUGUUUCUGAGCUUGUUACUCCCAAAGGAUGAGUGGGUGAGGUGGAGCUGAGGGGAGGGGAGGGCCCCCUUUCCUGCAGUUUCAGCUUUUGCUGCCCUGGGCCCCCCUGGGGCCAGGUGGGGAAGUUCCCUUCUCAGAUUGCUGUAGGAGGAGCUGGGAAUGGGAACCGGGCAGGUUACCUUGGGAGCUUUUCUGGGGCCUUGUUCCUUGGUACUCGCUUCAGCUGCAUCCCAAUUAGUUGGCUUUGACCGAAGGGAGGGGUGGCUGCCGGGAACCGAGUCAUUAAUGUAGGUGUGGGGCUGGGGGAGGGAGGGGGUCCUCAAAGUUGUCUUACAACACUCCUGCCCCACUGCUCCCAACUUUAAAUAUCCAGGAGACACCUUCCCCGUGGGGAUGCUAGAUCUCUUGAUGUCCAUUUUGCUUAUGUUAGGAAUUGGGAAUUAGGAGGAAGUAAAGGAUGGAGAGAGAGACACUCCCCGAUGCGUACAGCCUCAGCUUCCAACCCAGCCUCUGCAGGGCCUGCUAGGUUCCCCUACUCCUGGAACUAGGAGAAAGUAAAAUUCAGGAAAAGGGGGGGCUGGAGGCCAAUCCUAGGGCAGUGGGGAGAGAAAUACACAGGGUGCCUCCUCCCUGGGCGCUGGGUGACUGGAUGGGAGUGGAAUGGACAUGAAUGUACACAGGGCAAACUUAGCCUAUGCUGCUCAACCAUGGAAUGGGUCUGGGGGCCCAUUUUUGGUUCUUUAGCUACAGGCCAUAACUGUCUGGACUUCUCCCCAGCUGUCACCCCAGAACCAAGAGGGGCAAUCAUUGGAUCUCUUACAAAUCCCUGGGAAGAUAAUAGAAUAGUAUAGGGGAAAGGCACUUUUCUCUGUUUUCCCUUGCUUUCUCUGCCUACUUUGGGUUCCUCUUUCCUGCUUCCAAACAAAGGGGAGAAUCCCUCUCUCUUGGGAAUUGGAUCAGGAAGAGCCCAGCCCCCUAGUAGAUCCUGUAUUGAGCCCUAAGUGCCUGUGAACAGUCUUCCAGGGAGCUGGAAAAGAGGAUUUGAAGGAAGUGGGAGGAAAGAGCAAGACCUUUGCCACACAUCCACAGUCCCCGGCUUUCCCAACAGGCUUUAGCCUAUUCUGUUUUCCAAAAUAAUUUUGAUUUCUCAUUCAUCUUCUUUUUGUGGGGGAGGGAACAGGAACAUGAACUCAGGAUCCUGUUCCCAUCCAUCCUAGAGAAUCCACUUGGGUGCUGGAGAAAUUGGGAGGUAGGACAGAGUCAAGGCAGGGAAUAGGAGGGGUAGAGGGGGGUCUCUGGUUCAAGAUAAGGAAGAUGGGAAAGGGGGAAAGGACACGGGUCUGAAAAAGCUCUUUGGGCUAAGGGAUGGGCAGAGACAUUCAAGUUGAGGGAGAUGUACCAGAAGGGCCCCAUAUUCACACCUAAUUUCCUCAGGAGGGAAGUUUUGAAAAAGAUUUUUUCCUUUAUCCAAAUCUGGGAGAUUGGGAAGCUUGGUCCCUGGCAAUCAGUCUCCACAAAGGUUCUCUUGGAAAGCCUGGACAGCUCCCUCUCUCCUGGGGAUAGGAAGUCCUGAGCAAGCAAAGGCCUACCCCCAGUGCACUUAUAGAAGCCCAGAGCACAUGUAGACAGUUGUCAACAGGCAGUUAUCCUGAUGUGACACGAUCCUUUGGGGAGUCUAGCUAAGAUACCCCCUUACAGACCCCGCAAAAUUACAUCCCUGCUGUGGGGCCCUUGAGAGUCCCUUUUUUUGGCACAGUAUCUGCUCCCCUUCCCCUGCUUUGAUAAUGAAACUGCUAAGGCUUGCAACUUCACAGGCUGGUUAAGCCCAGUCCUUUCCUUUCCUCCCUCUGUCUUUUCCAGGCUCUAGAAUCUGUUUUCUUUCAUCUGAGUCUUAUUUCCAUGGUCUCCAUCACAUGCUCUCUGGGGCCCAGCCUCACUCUGUUUUCUGAGUUUUGUGUCAUUUCUGUGUCCUUUAGCUGGGACCUGAGACAGGGGGAGGAAGAGAAAAUUCAGGUGUUCUUCCUUUGCCACUGACACAAGAUCUUCCAUCUCCCAGGGGAGCAUGGAGUGACUUUACUAGUUUAUUUUUCUUCUGUAGCAGUGAGGAGGGGACUUUCCUUAUCAGCUAAUAAAAGCCACUGUUCCCUCAGCCCUGUUGCACUAGCCCUUCUUCUCUUCUUCCUGAUUUGGCUCCUCAUCUCCAAGGUGCCAGACUUUCCAGAGAGCCUGCACCCACACACAAGCCACCAUCUAGCCUGGCCAGCCUCUCCUCAGAUGACCCCAUCUGGGCUUCCCAACCUGCCUCUUCCACAUGCCCUCCCCCUCCCAGCAAAUGGAGAUAAUAACACUUAAUCAUUUGCAGGGUGCUUAGAGAUCCCCAGAUGAAAGGCUGUGGCUACUGGGAAGCUGGGGGAGGAGAGUCAUUGUGCACUCAGCUGAGGCGGAAGGAAGCAGAAGAUAUGGGAAAGGAAUCAAUCUCCACACUCUGACAUACUACCGAUAUCACCAGCACUGAGUAGUGUCUGGCACAUAGUAGGCACUUAAUAAAUGCUACUUAACUGACUGACCACUCCUGGGGAAGGGAUGCCAAAUUGACAACUAUCCAGAAAUUCUACCUCCAGAGACACUCUUAAGGGGACAACUAGAAGAUUGAUCAUAGAGGGAAGAGAUCAUAGAUCAGACCUCAGAGGCCAGCUAGCCCGGCUCCCUCAUUUUACAGAGGAGGAAACUGAAUCCUGUAGAGUUUAAAUGACUUACCCAGAACCACCUGGUAGGUAGCUUCAGAGGCCCUCCGACAACAAAGCAAAUACUCUUUUCUUCUGUACGGGAACAGGGCCUUGAUAGGAUCAGUCAAAAGGAAGAUCUCGUCCCCAGCUCCCAGUCCACCAGAUUCUAACUCCAUCUUUCUUGUGUCCUUAUCCCUAAUUCUCUCCUGCAGGCCCUCCUCCCUAGCCCUACCUUCUACCCCUUGGAUGAGGAUGGGGAGAAGGUGGGAGGUGGGAAGGGCUUCCUUCACUCUGCCCUACUGAGGUUGGAAGGUCUGUUUACAGGUGCUUCCCCUUCCCCUCAGGCAUGGGCAUAGCACAAGCUAGAGUUAUAUGAGCCUGGCAAGGUGAGGAUCUGGGUAGGGCCAUCCUACUAAAGACUCCAAGGAGCGAGACCACUUCUUGGCUUGGGGCAGGGAGCUGCGGCCCCGACGCACCUGAGAGCACCUAAGCUUUUCCUCCUCUCCCUUUUUUCUCUGCUUUUGAAAUGCUGCUGACAUUUUAUUAUGAACUACAAAUUGCACUUUUCAUCUCUCUUUCCCAUCCCGUGGGGAGGACUAAUUAAUUAAAUCCUACAUUAGGCCAAGGUGUUCUCAGAUGGGAUGUGGGCAGGUGUCUCAGCGAAGCCCACUGUGCCCUCACCUCUCCCCAGUGGGAGGGAAUGCCCAUUGUAAAACCUUCCCCAUGCCACACAAUUUACUCUCCACCCAGUCAUGAUGGUGCACCCAGGUUGCCUUGAUCCCCACAGAAAGUACCUUUAGUGCUAACAUGAAGGGGAGGGGAGUCCAACUGGGUCAUGUCCCCAAGUAAUCGAGGGGAUCUGGGGAGUAGUUUGGCCCAUCUGUCCGGGAGGCAAGGACUCUCAUCUCCAGUGUCUCCCAUCCCAUCCCAUUCCAUUCUCAGACCUGGGUAGCGCCCAGGGUCUGAGAUUUUCAGGCUAGAAAUAUGAACUCUGUCCUCUUCCUUCCUCUACCUAUAGAGACUCCCCUUUCUGAUCAGGGAUCAAUAGAGACAGAAAUUCCCUCCCUCCUUGGGAAACAUACCAGGUUCAAAAGAGCCCCACCCUCAAAAGGUACAGUUCACCUAGCUUAGGGCUGGAGGGGGAGUGGAAAUAGGUCCAUAUCUCCCCUUGGGACGGCCCAUUUGGUGAAAGUAGGAAGCCAUUGGGUAACAUAGAUGGUGGGGGGCAAAGUAAGCCUGGCUUUCCCCUUGGGCAGGAGGUUGAUGGGAAGAGAGCCCAAGAACACAGGGCGGGGAGGUGCUGGGCUUUUUCAAUCCAGUGCUUUUCAAAGUAUAUUCUCUUCAGAUCACCCACCCACCCACAGAAUUAGAGCCCUGUGCUGUAAGCGUGACUGUGGUAUGCCUUAUUCUUAAUAAAAACAUGAGGAAAAACCCGA
This is a messenger RNA of Antechinus flavipes (yellow-footed antechinus), 6020 nucleotides long. It is a transcript of the gene CCDC92B, whose product is annotated as coiled-coil domain containing 92B. Bases 6 to 929 code for a protein of 307 amino acids. The transcript is spliced from 3 exons. The record is from RefSeq and is a predicted model, not a curated record. Lineage: Eukaryota; Metazoa; Chordata; Mammalia; Dasyuromorphia; Dasyuridae.